Molecule: messenger RNA, 2950 nt
Organism: Vanessa atalanta (red admiral)
Lineage: Eukaryota; Metazoa; Arthropoda; Insecta; Lepidoptera; Nymphalidae
Gene: INTS7
Product: integrator complex subunit 7
Exons: 16
Coding region: 56-2896 (946 amino acids)
Biological process (GO): snRNA 3'-end processing
Cellular component (GO): integrator complex
Source: RefSeq, a predicted model, not a curated record
ACGGGUACUGUGUCAAAAACAAAUAAUAAAUAAAUAGAUUUGUUUAUACUGAAAAAUGAUCGGAGUUAGACUAAAUACAUUUAACGAUAGUUCAGGGGAACCAGAACAAGAUGCUAAUUCAGCAUUAACUGAGCUAGAUAAAGGCCUCAGAUCGGGUAAAGUUGGAGAGCAGUGUGAAGCUAUCGUUAGAUUUCCGAGGUUGUUUGAGAAAUAUCCUUUUCCAAUAUUAAUAAACUCUUCUUUUUUAAAAUUGUCUGAUGUUUUUCGUAUGGGAAACAACUUUCUACGCUUGUGGGUUUUACGAGUGUGCCAGCAGAGUGAAAAGCAUUUGGAUAAGAUUCUAAACGUUGAUGAAUUCCUGAGGCGGGUAUACAGUGUCUUACACUCUAAUGAUCCAGUGGCACGGGCUCUAGCACUGAGGACACUUGGUGCUGUGGCUGGGAUUAUACCGGAGAGGCAAAAUGUGCAUCAUGCAAUACGAAGAGGCUUGGAGAGCCACGAUAAUGUUGAAGUUGAUGCUGCUAUAUAUGCAACUACAAGAUUUGCAGCUCAUUCUAAUACAUUUGCUGUGGCAAUGUGUAACAAGUUGUCAGAUAUGGUGGAAUGUGAGAGCACAGGUGCAGAACGAAGGGCUAAGCUCGUAAGAGCUCUAAGAACUGUGCAUGGUGGAGCUGUUCGUGCCCAAGGUGUGCUGAAGCUACUCAGGUCGCUCUUAGAAAGGUUUCCAUCAUCCAGCUCAGUUCGUGCUGCAAUCACUGCUCUUACUGCUAUUGCUGCCGAUACAGUUGUCCAUGUGCCUGAUCAGGUGGAACUUCUGCUCAGCCUUGCUAUGAACGAUGCUCGUUCCGCUGUCCGUCGUGCGGCACUGCUGGGAUUAAAAAAGUUAGCGGAGCAUGCAGCCCUAUGGCCGGCUGAGUGCAUUCAGAAUCUCGUAUACGCCGCGACCGACACCCAGGACCCCGAACAUACGAUGCUUUGCCUACAAGUUAUGCAGAUCCUGGUGCGCUGCCCGGCGGUGUGCGCGGCGGCCGGCAGCCCGCGCGGCGGCUCGCCCAGCGCGCUGCGCCAGUUCUGCAGCGACGCCGCGCUCAGCGUGGAGCUGCGCCAGGCCGCCAUCGCCGCCGACGUGCUCGCGCGCAUCGUCGUGCACUGUUAUGAAGAAUGCCUCCCGGUGGAAGGAGCUGAUCUGAUGUUGGCGCUGGAAUCUCUGGUCAUUGCCACUGGCCUUCCCAAUGGAUACAACAACAUACAACCACUGCGCAUAGCUCUACGGUGUUUGGUGAAACUUAGUACAGCGGAACCAGCGCUGUAUGCGCAGCGGACUGCAGCGGUGGUAGGUGCUCAGCUCUGCGCCGGAGGGAAGCGGCAGAUGGCUCUAUUGGAAGCACUGGCAGCGCUGGGUGCUCUCGGGGCGCCAGCUCUGCCCCAUCUCCUGCCGACAUUGGAACAGGCCAAAGAAGAUUGCAAAGACCCAACCUACGAUGGUACGACCCUCGUCCUGAUCUGCACCGUGCUGCUCCAAGAGCGCGCCGGGGCGGCUCUCACGCAUAAGAUCAACAAAUCCUGGGAACUGAAAAUCAAGGAUGCCAUCCAGGAAGCUGACGGUUGGACGAGAUACAGGGUCGCCAGGGCGGCUUUAAGAUAUGGACAUCAGAACUUGGCUGCUGAUAUUCUAAAGCGACUCUCCGAAGAAGCACCGAGCGAGUCAGCCCAGCGCUGGCUCACUGCACUGUAUCGAGCUGCCAAAGCUGAUGCCAGACUAUUGGAAGAAGGAAUCUCCGGGCUCGAGGAGGCCAGCGCGGGCUGGGAGAGCUUCGGCGACGGCGGCGUGGCGGGCGGCGGCGGCUGCUCGGGCUGCAGCGGCUGCGGCGCGUGCACGGCGCUGGCGCCCGCGUGGGCGGCGGCGCGCGCGCGCUCGCUGGCGGCGCUGGCGCGGGCCGCCGCCGCCGCGCGCGCGCUGUGCACGCAGCCGCCGCCCGCCAUCGCGCUGGCGCACGCGCAGGCGGCGCGCGACCCGGCGGCCAAGGCGGGCGCGGCGGCGGGCGCGCUGCGGGCGGCGGCGCGCGCGCUGGCGGCGCAGGCGCAGCGCUACGCGGCGCUGGCGCGCACCGCCUUCCACGCGCACGACUCCACGCUGCGCCACCUGCACAUUUCUCAACACACGUACGCCCAAAUGGCGCAGUUCCUCGACCGGAUAACCUCCAGCCAGCAGGAGCGACCGGAAUCGGUUACGAAGGAAAUAAAAGCCACAAGCUUAGAGGAGACGAUUAUGUUGGCACCAUCGGUCGCCCUCGCCAAGAUCUCUUCCAAGCUGUUCGAUAACCCCACCACGAGCUCCGGCAUCACGCACCGGCACGCGGAGGCGAUCCUGGCGGGCGUGCGCGCGCUGGCGGCGGGCGCGUGCUGGCCGCGCGACGUGUGCGGCGGCGGCGGCGGCGGCGCGCUGUGCCGCGUGUCGCUGUCGCCCGCGCACCGCCCGCCGCCCGCCGAGCACGCCGCCACGCUGCCGCUGGCGCACCGCCUGGCGCUCAAGCUGGAGGGCGUCGUGCUGCCGGCGCCGCAGGGGAAAAGGAAGACGAAACGUCAAGUGAAAGGAGUACAAAUAACCGUUACGGCGACCCCCCAUCCCCGCACUAACGAAAAGACGGUGGAACUGACGAACAUCCCGCCGGUCCUGACCGCGGUGCAGACCGUGACGCCUGUGCGGGACUUCUUCUCAGCGCAGCAGCUGGUCAGCGUCAACGCGCCCGGCCUCUACACGGUGGCAGUGGAGGCCGCCUUCGUCGACGAACGAGGCGAGCUUUGGCACACUGGACCUAGGACGGCUAUUGUCAUCAAGGCUCACGAGGAUCCAACGACCAAAGGCAAUGCACAAACGACUAGAGGACGGUUUUAAUUAGGAAUACUUUAUUUUUAAUAAUUAACUACGACAUUAAAUGUUUAAAUACAA